AUGCCGUGCCUCCGUGGAAUCGAGGUUUCCCUCGUGACGGGGUCAUCGGACGAGUGUAUUCCCGAGUUUCCGCAUCCCGAGGGCUCGUCCGCCCGCUUGAUCAGUUCUCAUGGCGGUUCAACAAAGCAGGAAUCUAUAUCGACACGCAAAGCUGGUCCCACGAUCGCGACGUACAUACCGUCCGUGCCAGGCCACUGCUUCGCGAUCAAGUACCACCUCAACGUUGUACCCCCCUCGCCUUGCAAGCAUAUCGUCUUUAAACUGUUCUUGAAUGGCCGAGCGAUUACCACAUGGGGCAUUGACCCAACCGAAAAACAGCAUGGCACCGUUGUCAAGUCUCUGUGGGCGCCUGGCCCAAGCUACAAUGGACAAGCAGGCCUCGAGUGUCGCAACUUUGUUUUUCUUCCGGCCAGGAACAGAUCACCUGCUGAAGACGGCGGUCUUAUCGAGGUGAAGGUUUUUAGGGCGCGAGAUAGAAAGGCUCAAGCGCCCAGACUGGAGGAGUUCCACCCUCAGAAGAACUAUGGCAUCGCUUCUCCCAGUAUCGGCCUCGUGGAUCUUCCUCAGGAAGCCCGCUACUAUGUUUGGCAUCUCAUCGAUCCCAAAGAUUUGCCUUUUGCAACAUUCAGGUUCCACUACCGCUCCUGGGAAAGCCUUGAGCAGCUGAACCUCAUACCACCGAGAGAGUUCGAGUUUGUACGAUCCCUCUCUACCAACGUACUAAGCCGCAGCACGACAAUGGAGUUUGCCGAAGGCAUGCUCCGCCACGUGGAUGAUAGUCAAGCGACACUGUUCACAAAGAACAACCAUGGUGACGAUAGUCAAGAGGCACUGUUUACGAAGGAAGAUCAUGGUGACGAGGAGUCAAUCUCAUUGGUCACGACCGAUGACUACGAGGACAAGGAGUCAAUCUUUGAAGAAAGCAAAACCCACGGUAAGAGAGGAGACCAACCUAACUACUCCCUCGGAAGCCCUCCGAUUGUGUUCCCUCUAUCUUCACUCUCUGGAAACAUCCCUCAGCCAAGCAAAGCCCUCCGAGAUGCUUACCGCGACUCGUAUCUCCAGCGGCCCUUGCCAGAACUCCCACGCGAAGAGCCGAGCGUCGUACCACGGCGUUCCUCAGAAUCUUCUGCUGCGUCUAUUUGUCCGUCUCUGACUCCUUCUCUCAAGAAACUCGUUGACGAUGGCGCCUUUGACGAUGAUGCUGCUUUUGAGAUUGGCGUGGCGCGGACCGUUACACUGUCCAAUCCAAACUCUUUCGGCACCCCGGUCAAGAAGAACACAAGGUCAGAGACACUCGAGGACAUUUCCAUGUCAGACUAUGCGACAUCGCCAGCUUCGACCAGCGAAUAUUACCCAAGCAAGGCCCUAUCUCCUGGCCGAUACCUACCAACGACCGGCAGCAGUUUCGACCUUGGUCUUGAAGGCUUUACCCUCACCCCGCAAAAGGAAGAUGCGGCUCCAGUUUCUCAGACAGAAUCGGAUCGAAAAGUGUCCACAAAAUAUUCCAUGCCUCCCUGUCACAAGUCUGAGCAAGACCUGUCCCGGGUGACGAGACUCAGGUUGUCAGAAUCAGAGUGGAUGAGCCGAACACCUUCCCCUCUCGAAGGGGAGCAGGCAAACACUGCCAGACGUCUAUGGAGCCCUCCUCCUAGCACCUCGGCACGCACUGGCAGGUUUUUGGGUUUCCGGAAGAAGUCUUCGGAGAGUCCCGAAGAGGAAGAAGUUCGUUCUCGAGUCGUGGGCAACUGGAUCUGA
This is a messenger RNA of Sordaria macrospora k-hell, 1758 nucleotides long. RefSeq lists its product as uncharacterized. The record is from RefSeq and is a predicted model, not a curated record. Lineage: Eukaryota; Fungi; Ascomycota; Sordariomycetes; Sordariales; Sordariaceae.